Messenger RNA from Syngnathus typhle (broad-nosed pipefish), 926 nucleotides. It is a transcript of the gene prdx4, whose product is annotated as peroxiredoxin 4. Gene Ontology annotation, molecular function: thioredoxin peroxidase activity. The record is from RefSeq and is a predicted model, not a curated record. Gene Ontology annotation, cellular component: cytosol; endoplasmic reticulum. NCBI's taxonomy places the organism in Eukaryota, Metazoa, Chordata, Actinopteri, Syngnathiformes, Syngnathidae. Bases 109 to 885 code for a protein of 258 amino acids. Gene Ontology annotation, biological process: response to oxidative stress; cellular response to stress; cell redox homeostasis. The transcript is spliced from 7 exons.
AACUGCCGUACAGACGAAGAGCUACUGCAACGAAGGGAAAACCCUUCACGAUCACAACACGAUCGCACCCGCGCGCUAUUGUCUACGUGCACUCAUCGGAACUACGUGAUGGAGACCUUAGUUCACGUCAACAUGCCAAAGGAACUGUUUUGUGUCGCUUUGCUUUUCUUCUUCACAUUCUCGUCCGCGCAAGAAAACUCGCAAGAGAAGAACGCUCAGUGUCACAACUACGCGGGAGGACACGUCUAUCCUGGGGAGGCUUCCCGUGUGCCCGUUUCAGAUCAUUCCCUGCACCUCAGCCAGGCCAAAAUUUCAAAGCCUGCACCACACUGGGAAGGAACAGCAGUCAUCAAUGGUGAAUUCAAGGAGCUGAAGCUGUCAGACUACAGAGGCAAAUACCUCGUCUUUUUCUUCUAUCCCCUGGACUUCACAUUUGUCUGCCCAACCGAGAUCAUUGCCUUCAGUGAUCGCGUGCAUGAGUUUCAGGCCAUCAACACAGAGGUGGUUGCCUGCUCCGUGGACUCCCAGUUCACCCACCUUGCUUGGAUCAAUACUGCCAGAAAGCAGGGAGGACUUGGACCAAUGAAAAUCCCUCUUUUGUCUGACCUCACACACCAGAUUGCCAAAGACUACGGAGUCUACCUGGAGGAUCAGGGCCAUACGCUGAGGGGGCUCUUUAUCAUUGACGACAAAGGCGUCCUGAGGCAGAUCACCAUGAAUGACCUUCCAGUUGGACGAUCCGUGGAUGAGACGCUUCGGCUGGUUCAAGCGUUCCAGUACACCGACAAACACGGAGAAGUUUGUCCAGCAGGAUGGAAACCAGGCAGUGACACAAUCAUUCCCGACCCUUCAGGCAAGCUGAAGUAUUUUGAUAAACUGAACUGAUGGAAUGCAUUUGAAAUUUCAAAUAAAAUGUGUUUUGGUAA